CGGCUUGGAAGAAGAAAAUGAAAUACGAACAACCGCGCUGGAUGUAAUAGAUCGACUUGAAUGCGUCUUCUUGCUCCAGCAUUCAAGUUCCAUUUCAAGGGAGGACGACGUACCAUGAUACUUUCUGUUUUGUCGAGCCCUGCUUUGGUCUCUGGUUUGAUGGUUGUACGUGCUAAAAAUCCGGUACAUUCCAUUUUGUUUCCCAUCCUAGUCUUUUGCGACACUUCUGGUUUACUUAUUUUGUUAGGUCUCGACUUCUCCGCUAUGAUCUCCGCAGUAGUUCAUAUAGGAGCUAUUGCCGUUUCAUUCCUAUUCAUGGUUAUGAUGUUCAAUAUUCAAAUAGCGGAGAUUCACGAAGAAGUAUUGCGCUAUUUACCAGUGAGUGGUAUUGUUGGACUGAUCUUUUGGUGGGAAAUGUUCUUCAUUUUAGAUAAUGAAACCAUUCCAUUACUACCAACCCACAGAAAUAUGACCUCUCUGAGAUAUAGAGUUUAUGCCGGAAAGGUACGAAGUUGGACUAAUUUGGAAACAUUGGGCAAUUUGCUUUAUACCUACUAUUCCGUCUGGUUUUUGGUUUCUAGUCUGAUUUUAUUAGUAGCUAUUAUUGGGGCUAUAGUACUUACUACGCAUAGGACUACAAAGGUGAAAAGACAGGAUGUAUUCCGACGAAAUGCCUUGGAUUCUAGGAGGAAUAUAAUGAACAAGACUAUUUCUCCUUUUUGCCAUAGCCAUAUAAGAAGCUUCUCCUCCAAAGCGGAGGGAGGGGAAUCUCAGGAUUCCUAUGACCCUGCUUAUAUCGAAUUUUUAAGAGCUCGUUUAGGGUUUUUCCCGGGUUUGGUACCAAAUCUGGAUAAACUCCUUUCGGUUCUUAAACCUGAGCAAAUUCUAUUUCUGACUUUGCGCAGCAUGUUUAAAUUGCCAAUAAAGAAUAUCAAAGAUAUGAUUAAAGAAGCAAUGGCUAAAGACGAAGAAAACAGAAACAAGCCUCCGGUGGAAGGUUGUGAAGAUCGUCGUAUGACCGCGGAAGAAAGUCAAAAAUUGCUAGAAGCAUUUUCUUUCCUAUGGGAUAAAAAAAGAUUUGGAACUAUUGAGUGGUGUAGGUAUCCAUCUUAG
Molecule: messenger RNA, 1113 nt
Organism: Triticum aestivum (bread wheat)
Lineage: Eukaryota; Viridiplantae; Streptophyta; Magnoliopsida; Poales; Poaceae
Product: NADH-ubiquinone oxidoreductase chain 6-like
Exons: 1
Coding region: 61-1113 (350 amino acids)
Molecular function (GO): NADH dehydrogenase (ubiquinone) activity
Source: RefSeq, a predicted model, not a curated record